UUGCUAGCUCUUGACGACAACGAUAUACAAAUAUUAAAGACAUACGGCCAAGGCCCGUAUGCUGCUCAACUCAAGAGAGUAGAAAGUGAUAUAAAAGAGGUUCAGAAGCGAGUCAACGAGGAGAUGGGCAUUAAGGAGUCCGACACCGGCCUUGCACCUCCAAACCUUUGGGACAUUGCCGCCGACAAGCAGAGGAUGAGUGAAGAUCAGCCUCUGCCGGUUGCGCGAUGCACGAAAAUUAUCCGUAUGGACCCCGAGAAAGCUGCUCGCGCAGCUGCCAUGAAUCGGCCAGGUGCGGAACAAGGCCAGAAAGGCGCCGAUGAGGAAGACCAAUAUGUUAUCAAUAUCAAGCAGAUUGCUAAAUUUGUCGUCUGUCUCGGUGAACGUGUCGCGCCCACUGAUGUGGAGGAAGGAAUGCGUGUUGGAGUGGAUCGUAACAAGUACCAAAUUCAGAUCCCAUUGCCUCCAAAGAUUGACCCUUCUGUCACCAUGAUGCAAGUCGAAGACAAGCCAGACAUUACCUACUCGGACGUCGGGGGCUGCAAAGAUCAAAUCGAAAAAUUAAGGGAGGUUGUUGAGACACCUUUACUUUCUGUGGGUUUUUGCAUUAUGGCCAAUUCAAUUCUCUCUUGCUGA
Molecule: messenger RNA, 636 nt
Organism: Cantharellus anzutake
Lineage: Eukaryota; Fungi; Basidiomycota; Agaricomycetes; Cantharellales; Hydnaceae
Exons: 4
Biological process (GO): proteasome-mediated ubiquitin-dependent protein catabolic process
Cellular component (GO): proteasome regulatory particle, base subcomplex
Molecular function (GO): proteasome-activating activity
Source: RefSeq, a predicted model, not a curated record